UAUGUAAAAGCACUACAGAAAACCCUCUUAUACCUGAAGAUCUUACAAAAUAUUUAGAUGCUGGUGACACUGAGUGGCAAAGGGAUGAUCUGAGAAAGUUGGGAGAAAGAAGAAAAUUAAAUAUCAUUUGGCCUCCUUCCAGGGAAGUGCCUAAGAAAAACUAUUCCUUUGAAGAGGAGCUCAAAAUGAGGAAGCCUCAAUGGCCACCUGAAAUGAUUACUCCUCUAUCCUCUGAACUUAACACUGAAUCACUGUCAGGACAGUUUAAAACUCUGGAAAAUAAAGAACCAGACAACAUUUCUCUCCUACAAUCGUAUCUGCUGUCUACCCCUAAGUAUCAGAAAAUGGAUGUUAUAGGCAUCAAAGAAAUGAGAAUAUAUGAAGCCAGAAAUGAUGACAAGAAGGUAGGAAAUACGAAUGUGCAAGAUAAGCUGAAUGAAGCAGAAGAUGCAAAGAAUAAAAGAAUAAGUGGAAUGGAUCUUAAUGACGACAGAAAUGUGAUUGUGCAGAGUGUUGAAAGGGAGAAAAAUGGAAAAACUAAUGAACCUGACGGUGCAGAAGUUUUACAGGUUACUAACGCUGAUGAUGAGCUGGUGCCAGAAUAUCACAAAGGGAAUUUGAAUAAUAAUAACAAUAAUGUAACAGUCUCGAAACUGAAUAAUUUCAGGCAGAAGACAUCUAUUUUAGAGUUUCCUAACCUAUUACCACUGUCAAGUGCUACAAUCUACACUGCAAGCAAGUACCAAGUUAAAACAUUGGGAUGUGCAUCCAGAAAGUCAGAGUAUAUUUGAAUCUGAAAAAAAUGUAUUUAAGGGAUUACUCCCUGCAGAUCUGGAGAAGCAGACUGACAGAGCAACUGCUGGCAGUCCUGCGCAGUCUGCCCAAAUCCAGGCUUUGGGGCUUCCUGGUUAAGGGAAGCUCAGUAGCAUUCUAACACAACUCUUUUAAACACUAAAGGAAUCCAUCCAAACAGCAGAAAUAUACACUUUUCUAUUUUUAAUGAAUAUGAUCCAACCUGUAUUUUAUUUUAUUUUUUAACUCAUUUUUAUUAGUCCAUGUUUAGAGUCCAUCACAAUGACGUUCACCUUGGGGAUCUGGUACAUGUACAUAACACAUCUUCAUUCUUUUCUGAUCCUCUUCGGCACCCUUCGCUCCCACUUCCCAUCCCCCCUUUCGUCAUCACCUUCCCUUUUUCCACAGUGCUAUCCCCUUUUAUUGUUUCACAAUGUGGUGAAGAUCACUGACCUACCAAGAAAACUUUUGCCCUACCAAGAUCAUUUUGAGUGUGAUCUAUCAGAUAGUGUUAUAUCAACUUUCUAAAAAUGCCACGUUUGCAUUUAAGAGAAUUUGGAAAGGUCACCAAACACUUGGUGUGACGAAACAUGAGCAGCCCACGUGGGUGGAAACACACAUGUUGCUGCUCAGAGCCUGGAAUAAUGUGCAGCUCCGCCUCCAUUUUCCAGCCUGGAGGACCAUCCCGAACUGUCUGUGCGAGAACAGCGAGGCACAGGUCUACGGUGAGAUCAGUGAGACCGACCGAAGCAUCUCUGGCCAUUUGCAGUUCACACUCACCCAUGGAGAGAUAGGGAUGUUCUGUAAUAAGACUUUAAGGACUUGAAAAUGUUUUGUUGAUUUGUAACAAUUAUAAAUCACAUGUGUUUCACAAAGUGAUAUUUGCUGCAUUACAUUUCAUGAUUUGUUGUAAUUCAUUUUAAUCUAAUUUUAUCCUGAAUUUAAUGAAGUCAUGAAAUAAUAUGUCUACAUUUUCCUCUCAAACAGCACUGACAUGUAUCACUGUUUUUCUAUGUAACAUCGUGGAUGUGAGACUCUCUAUUACUGCUAUUUAUUAAAAUUCUUAUACCUUCUAUAAAAAUUUCUGCUGAAAUAAAAUCAAAUCAUCUGAUAUACAAACUAA
This is a messenger RNA of Cavia porcellus (domestic guinea pig), 1915 nucleotides long. RefSeq names its product xin actin-binding repeat-containing protein 2-like. Lineage: Eukaryota; Metazoa; Chordata; Mammalia; Rodentia; Caviidae. The record is from RefSeq and is a predicted model, not a curated record. The transcript has a single exon. The coding region runs from base 186 to 791 and encodes 201 amino acids.